This is a messenger RNA of Daphnia carinata, 795 nucleotides long. Its product is annotated as barH-like 1 homeobox protein. Gene Ontology annotation, molecular function: RNA polymerase II cis-regulatory region sequence-specific DNA binding; DNA-binding transcription factor activity, RNA polymerase II-specific. Gene Ontology annotation, cellular component: nucleus. Bases 69 to 713 code for a protein of 214 amino acids. NCBI's taxonomy places the organism in Eukaryota, Metazoa, Arthropoda, Branchiopoda, Diplostraca, Daphniidae. The record is from RefSeq and is a predicted model, not a curated record. The transcript has 3 exons. Gene Ontology annotation, biological process: regulation of transcription by RNA polymerase II; cell differentiation.
GUAGAACAACGCAACAAGUAAUCGAGGACGCCGGGAUAAAUUUACGAGGUGCAUACCAGUCGUGGACAAUGACAGGAAAGAUGAGAUCUUUCUUUAUUCGUGACUUGCUUGGUGAAUCAAUUUCGGAUUCAAAACCAGACAGAGAUGAAGAUGACCUGAAUUCGUCCAGUAACGACGAAAAGCUGUUUACCAAAACCACUUCCCCUUUGUACCUUAAGGAGUCUUCCGCGAAUGGGCAGCACAGUUUUAAGAAAGAAGAGAAUCCUUUCAGCCGCGUUCAUCGCCGAAGCUCCGACCUGGAAGACAGUAUGCACUGUGCCAACAAGAAGCCCCGAAGGCGUCGAACUGCUUUCACCCAUGCCCAGUUGGCCUUCCUGGAACGCAGAUUUCGAGCCCAAAAAUAUUUGUCUGUGGCCGAUCGAGGAAACGUCGCGGAGCUCUUAAAUCUGACCGAAACCCAAGUGAAAACUUGGUAUCAAAACAGGAGAACUAAAUGGAAAAGACAAGCCCAGCAACAACAGCAGCCGGACCCAUCUAUGGCUUCGUCCUACUCCGUUAAUGCAACGCUACCUAACAUGGCUGAGAGUAGGUCGUCUGCUGCCUAUUGCCAACCUUUGCUGUGCAGUAAUGAUGUUAGUAGGAACCCGGAUUCGUUCUUUCCCUACAUCCGGGCAAUCCCAACUGUUUUUUCAACUAGUUGUCACUUUUCCUAACCUUCCUAUGUGAAUCCCGUUCAAAAAUAGCUAUAAUUAUUGUUCUUUUCGUAUUGUACCUAUCUCGUUAUUGACAAGUGUA